Lathyrus oleraceus (garden pea) is the source of this 840-nucleotide messenger RNA. RefSeq names its product FBD-associated F-box protein At5g56370-like. NCBI's taxonomy places the organism in Eukaryota, Viridiplantae, Streptophyta, Magnoliopsida, Fabales, Fabaceae. The transcript has 2 exons. The record is from RefSeq and is a predicted model, not a curated record. The coding region runs from base 1 to 840 and encodes 279 amino acids.
AUGAAUAGAGGAAUUGAGAAUCUUAACAUUAGCGGUGACAUGAAAUUACCACCUAGUAUUCAUAGUUGCAAGACCCUUAAGGUUCUUAAGUUGAAAGGAAUAAUAGUGAAUGGUUUUUCUCAUCAAGUGGAUUUUCCUGUUCUUAAAAUUCUUCAUUUAAAGAGAAUGAUUUUUGAACGGCAUGAAUUGCUUGUUAAACUUCUCUCUGGUUGUCGUAUACUUGAGGAAUUUGAAACCAAAUAUUUAGGUUUUCUUAAUGGUUCGCGUGUUCCAGCGAAAGAGUUUGAUGGCUUGUUACCUAGUUUAGUCCAAGCAAAGAUUUCUUGUCAUGAUUCUAUUAUUCCUCUUCAUUUGGUUCGCAAUGUGGAGAGUCUACAUAUGGAACAAGCACAAUUGGAAUGUUGUAUUACUAAACUUCCCAUGUUUCAUAAUCUGACACAAGUGAAACUUCAAUUUUUCUUUAAUAUGUGGGGUUGGUUGCAACAAAUUCUUGAACAAUGCCACAAACUUCAAAGUUUAAUCAUACAGGGUCUUGAAUAUCAAGACGAAAGUUGGAACAACCAAAGUUGGAACGAUCCACCAAUAAUUCCAAAGUGUCUUUCAUUGCACCUGAGAACAUGCUGUCUUGCAUAUUGUAAAGGCACUGAAUCUGAGCUCCAAUUUGCAAAGUAUAUUUUGCAAAAUUCGAAAAGACUGAAGACUAUGAAAUUUAAGUAUAAUUACUGUGCAGAUAUAAAAGCGAAACACCAAAUGACAAUGGAAUUAUCUUCACUCGCAAAGGGCUCUACAAUGUGUGAAAUUGUUUUUGAAAACUCGGUAUCUAAUUCAAUUUCCGAUUAA